This is a messenger RNA of Telopea speciosissima, 3125 nucleotides long. RefSeq names its product G-type lectin S-receptor-like serine/threonine-protein kinase SD3-1. The record is from RefSeq and is a predicted model, not a curated record. Bases 599 to 3079 code for a protein of 826 amino acids. Lineage: Eukaryota; Viridiplantae; Streptophyta; Magnoliopsida; Proteales; Proteaceae. Gene Ontology annotation, biological process: protein phosphorylation; recognition of pollen. The transcript is spliced from 2 exons. Gene Ontology annotation, molecular function: ATP binding; protein serine/threonine kinase activity.
UUUGUAUUUGGAUGUCUUGUGACCCUUGUCUUUUUGCAUCCAAGCCUGCAACUUCAGCACAAAUCUCCAAAGGGAAAAAGUGAAAUCUGUCUUUUCACAACCAUGUUUUACUUAUUGUUUAAUUCCCCACACCAUUAUUCCCUCUUGGAAAGAAGAACGAGGGUCUAUUAAAUAAGCUAUCCAUUAUCCAAGUCCCAAUUCAUCCCAUCUGGGAUUAUUUUGUUAAGAAGUAAUCUACAACGAACUCGAUUUGAGAAAUCUAAAUUCUGCCUUUUUUGUCUGCUUAAUCCUAUCGAGCUAUCAUGGAAUAUGGAAUAAAAAGUUCUCUGCUACUGUACUUAGUGGGAUAGAACAAGGAUGCCACUCACUAGGAAUCAGUUAUGAAGUUGUCUCCAAGAAGAUUUGAAUUUUGUAUUCUUGCCUCUCUACCAUUACCAACCCAAUUCCCAAAAUUCAAAAUCUCCACUCCCGACUCCUGAAGUGUCACGGUUCGCCCUUUUCAAUUUUUAUCCCUGUUUCUCUCCUGCUUUAUAUCCACCUCAGAACUUCAGUACACCUUAUCUACUUGUAUAUUACGGCUAUGCAACUUUGAUUCUACAUGAAUCUCUCUGUUUUCUUGGCUGAAAUGCAUGAGGUUUGGAUAAAUCAGCUCAAAGCAAGAGUACCCGCCAAGUGCUUUCAAGGUACGUUCUGUAAAUGCUACUCUUUUGAAGGUUCUGGUCAUGUUUUAGCUGUAAUUGUUGUUUUAGGUUUAUGGUCUGUGGGGUUUUGUGAGGCCUUUCCAAUGGUUUCGGUUCCGCUUGGGUUUGAGAUUUUAGUGUCUGAAAACAAAAGUUGGAUUUCUGAAAAUGGGGUUUUCACUUUUGGGUUCUUCGAUGAUUAUUGGAAAGAUUAUGAUGGUUUUGCUGUUGGUAUACGGUAUAACUUGGGAAACAGAGCUGCAAAUGUUGCUGUGUGGACUGUUGGUGGUGGGGUUAGGGUUUCUGAGAACUCUACAUUUAGGCUUUCUAUGGAUGGAAGAUUGGUCUUAUUUGAUAACCUUAGUGGUUUGAUUGUUUGGAGCAGUAAUACUAGUGGUUUGGGUGUUCAAACUGCUAGUAUGUUGAACAAUGGUAAUCUGGUUCUAAUGGAUAAUGCAAAGAAAGUCCUUUGGCAAAGCUUCGAUAGCCCUACCAAUACUCUUCUUCCUGGUCAGGCACUAUAUUUCCCUCAAGCCCUUCGAGCCCCUUCCACAACCUUCAUUUCUAGCUACUACAAUCUUGUGAUAAGGCACACAGGAGAUCUUGCACUCAUCUGGGAGAACAAUGUGACUUACUGGGGUAGCCAUUUGACUUCCUCUGUUGAUGUGAAGGAAGCAAGGUUUGAGCCUACUGGGGUUAUUGGGCUGUUUGAUGCUACUGGCAGAUCGGUUUGGUCCAAAUCGAGUAAAGACUUUGGAGACCCGUCUGUGCUUUUGAGACAUCUUAGGAUUGACUCCGAUGGAAACUUGAGAAUUUACUCAUGGGACAAUGUUCUCCAUACAUGGAAGGUAGGAUGGCAAGCUGUUGAGAACCAAUGCGAUGUUUUUGGUUCUUGUGGUUUAUAUAGCAUCUGUCGGUACAAUUCAAGUGGACCUGUUUGUGAAUGCUUGUUCCAUGAUUCCGUGGAUUGGGGAGGUGGGCCUCCUGGGAUGGAUUCAGGUUCUUAUGGGUGCAAGAAGAUGGUAGAUUUGGGGAACUGCAAGAUGGGUACAAGCAUGAUGGUUCUGAAACAGACUGUUCUUUAUGGUCUUUAUCCUCCGCUUGAUACUGAUAUCAUGUUGAGUGAGAAGGCUUGCAAGAAGUACUGUGCAGAGGACAGUUCUUGUAUUGCUGUGACUUCAAAGAACGAUGGUUCAGGUCUUUGCAAAAUCAAACGAACUAGCUUUAUAAGUGGGUAUGGGAACCCAUCUGUUCCUGCAACUUCAUUCUUGAAGGUCUGUUUAGUUCCUCAGGCAGUCUCCACCACAGAAGCAAACCCACAAGCUAAUGCAGAAUCGAUGCAAUUGCCGUCGGAGAGAUCCAUUUCUCAUGUUGACAGUAGGAAAAGUUUUAUAGCUGCUCUGGCUAUCAUUGUGUUGGUCACAGUAUGUGCUUUCCUCGCUGUUGAAGUGGUUGUGUUUUGGUUCAUCAACCAGACAAGGCAGAUUAAAUCUGAGAGGAGAAUUCCCUUUGGAAAGGAUGCUCAAAUGAACCCAAACUACAGUGCCCUCAUCAGAUUGUCCUUUGAAGAGGUGAAAGAACUGACAACUAACUUCACUGACCAACUUGGGCCAAAUGUUUUCAAAGGUGUACUCCCCAACCAAACCCCCGUGGUUGCUAAGGUGCUAAAUGCUGUUGUAGCAUCUGAAAGUGACUUUCGGAUGGCAGUUUCUACCUUGGGUGGCACUCACCACCGAAACCUCGUACCUUUAAAAGGCUUCUGUUUUGAGCCACAGCACAAAAUUCUUCUCUAUGAGUACAUUCCCAAUGGUUCUCUUGACAAAUGGCUAUUCAACACAGGAACAAACCAAAGCGGGUUGAGUUGGCAUCAGAGGCUUGGUACUGCCCUUGGUGUUGCUCGAGCCAUGGCAUAUUUACAUGCUGAGUGUCAACAGUGUAUACCUCACAGGAACCUGAAGCUUGAGAAUGUGUUGCUUGAUGAGAAAUUGGUAGCUAAGGUUACAGAUUUUGGGCUCAAGAGCCUAUUAGAAAAAGGUGCAUCUUCAUCAGAGUCACUGCCAGACAAGGAUAUUUACAUGUUUGGUGAAAUGCUGCUACAGAUUGUGACUGGAAAGAGGGACAUACUUCAUAUUACUAGAGAGAAUUUAUUCAAGUUGGUGCAAGAAAUGCAUCAAGACAGGAAUUCAGGGAGUGAUGAGGAGUGUGAAGGAGUAGACAGAAUGUUUAGGUUAGCUUUAUGGUGUUUACAAGAUCAGCCAUUCCUUAGACCUUCCUUCAGUGAAGUGGUUAAGAUAUUAGAAGGAACUCUUUCUGUAGACAGGCCUCCACCAUGUUCUACUAUCAUGAAGGAAAAUAAGAAGGAUGAAGCAGACAAGAUCGAGGUUGAUGAUACAACCUGAUUAACUUGACAGUAUAUUAACUGUGUCAGGCUAGAUUGGUUAGAUU